AUGAAUAAGGUCGUAAAAAUAGGAACUUUCUCAUUAUAGCUUACACCCCCGUUUUGGAUUGGCCUUGAGCACUCCCUCCCCUGUCACCAACCCCCUAACGGUCCCAAAUAUUUUAGCAUGCUAAAUAUUAUUUUCACAAGUUAAAAUAUUUAAGGGAGACUUGUCAAAUAAUAUUUUAGCAUUUAAAAUUUUCAGGACCGUUAGGGGUGGGUAAUAUGGGGAUGGGCUACUUAAUAGCGAGCAACCACGAGAGGUGUGUUAUACUUCUGCUAUGAAUUUUUAUCAUUACAAUUCUUAUUGAAUUUCCAGAGGAGAGCGAGCCAGAGGCAAUAGUAAAUCUAAAUCUAGUGCCAGACAUUGGAAUUUUGAUUGAAUCUCCAAUAGUAGAAACUGAGCACCAAAAAGCUGAAAUAUCCAGAAAUAGUCAACUGAAUAUGCGAGACGAUGAAAUUUCUAUCAAUCCUCUUAAUUUAGCCUGUAAACCUGAAUCUUUUGGAUAUAGUGAAGAGGAAGCUUUCCUUUUAUUUCCAAAUAAACAAUACCCGCAGUGCGAGGAAAGAUAUAAAUCAACCCAAGAAAUGUUUUAUAUUGAUCGCAAAAAUGACACUUUAUAUAUGAAUUGUACAGGAAGAGUUGUAUUAGGACAAUUGGAAGUUCGUGAACAGCUUGGGAAAUAUGUAUUUAAUAACCGAAUUAAAGAAUAUUGAGGCCCAGUUCAACUAGAGACACAGGAGUAUGCAUUUGGAACCUGCGAUUUAAAUAAGAGAACAGAUUUUGAGCACGUUACCUACAAGCUGAGACCAAAGGAGGAAUCUUUAAAAAGAGCUAAAAACUCUUUGGUUGGGAAGCCUAUAAAUAUCGUUAUGCUAGUAAUUGAUUCUCUCUCACGGCGAAGUUUUUUUAGAAAACUCCCUAUGUGCCUUGACUAUUUAAAUUCCAAUGCUAAAAAUUUUUCAAUUUUUGAUUUUAAGCUUCAUCAUAUCAUGGGCCAAAAUUCUCCUGCAAGCUACAUGCCUACAUUCUUUGGAGAUAUGCCAUUUAAACAGUCAAGAAAGAUUUUCAGAGGAGAUUUAUAUUAUUCCAUUUCUAUAUGAAAAUAUUUGCAUGACAGAGGAUUUGUGACUAUGAUAGGGAUGGACAACUGUGGAGACAACUUGCCAAGCUAUAUAGGAAGAACUCCUAAUGUUGACCACAUAAUGGGAUCAUUUUGAUGUGCAGCUAAAGCUUAUUAUGGGUACAGUCAAAGUUUAAAGAAAGAGCGAUGCAUUGGGAAUAAAAAUGCUCACACAUGAAUGCUGGACUUAAUAUUAGACUUCUCAGAUACCUAUAAAAACGUAUCAAAAUACACUUAUAUGCAUGUAAACACAGCCCAUGAAGAAACAGGGACUGUGAUCUCUACAUUAGAUUUAGACCUUAAAAAUUUCCUUCAAGAUUUUACAAGCCGAGAUGAAGAUUAUGUAUUAUUCCUAAUGGGAGACCAUGGCAUGAGGUAUGGGUCAUGAUUUAAAUCAAAAGAUGGCUCACAUGAGCACAAACUGCCACUCUUAUUAACUAUAGUAAAAAAUUCAGUUUUAGAGAAUGCCCCUAAUAGCACAGAAGCAUUAUUACACAAUUCAAACAGACUCAUCAGUAAACUUGAUUUUCACACAACUUUGCAGCAUCUUGGAAACUACCCUGAUAUGGAAUCUGGGAUUUUUGACAUUAGACAAAAAACGUCAAAAACCAAAAAAACUUAUAAUUUAUUUUAUGAUCAUAUCCCUGAUAACAGAACUUGUGAAGAUGCUGGGAUACCUGUAUAUUGAUGUGGAUGCAAGCCUUUUGAAGAAAUCACUGAAAACACUCAAGAUUUUGACUAUUUAGCAAAUAAUAUUAUACUUAUCAAGCUAAAUAAGCAAGAGCUGCCCAUUGCGAAUUCUCUAAUAUUUUUCAUUUUUACAUUAAAAAAAUCUACAAAUUCUUAAAAAGCAGCAUAUAGAUACCUUUAACCAUGAAAAUAAAAUAGAUGAUAGCUCAAAAGAAACAAUCUGCCAAAAGCUAAAUUUAAAUAAAACUUCAUAUAUAGGAAAACAAGAAGAUAGCGACAUAAGUUACUGAAAAAUAAAAUUCUCAAUCCAAGAAAAAGCCUCGCUCCCCCCUUUCGUGAGUGAACAAAAUUUUUUUGUUCACUCAUGGUUAUUUUUUUUUUUAAAAAAAUUUAUAUAGAAAUUUAAUAGUUGUUUUUUUUGAAAUUAAAAACAUCCUAAUUUGGAAAAAUUGGGAAGCAAAUAUUAAUUUAAUUUCUAAAAUUUAUGUUUUUUAAAACGCAAUUUGUUUAAAAUUAAUACAGAAUUAGCUCGAGAUUUCAUUAUAUUUAUUAUCACUUAUAUAUCAAUUUUUUUUUUUCAUAAAAAAAUUUUUAUUCACUCACGGAGAGUAGGCUUUUGGGCAAAAAAUAGGGAUUUUUCCAAUGGUUUUGUUCACUCACUAAGGGGGGGAAUCAGCGCUAUUUGAAGUCAUAAUCAGACUCUCCAAAACUCAAAUCACAAAAAGAGAGUCUGAAUAUUUCAAUGUAAGAAAUAUCACCUUUGGAGAAAUGAAAUAUUACAACAUAAUGAAUGUCAACAGGCUCGAUGCCUACGACAGCGUCUGCAAAGACGAAAUCCUCAAAAAAGGCUUCGACCCUGUUUAUUGCAUUUGCAAUGAAAGUGACUUUACUAUCCCUGCCCUUAAUACUACACAAACCGAGGAUUCAGAAAGACUCUAA
Blepharisma stoltei is the source of this 2743-nucleotide messenger RNA. The record is from the annotation of a GenBank genome assembly. NCBI's taxonomy places the organism in Eukaryota, Ciliophora, Heterotrichea, Heterotrichida, Blepharismidae.